AUGUACCCGCUUGGAAUUCUAUUCGGUCUUGGUUUCGACACAUCCUCGGAAGUUGCCCUCCUUGGUAUCUCCUCUAUCGAGGCUGUGAAAGGUACGAGCAUUUGGCUGAUUUUGAUAUUCCCGGCUCUUUUUACUGCGGGAAUGUGUCUUCUUGACACCGCUGAUGGCGCCCUCAUGCUCGCCCUCUAUAUACAGCCAGCUCAAAAUUAUCUCGCACCGGAACGGAACAGUCCUUCAUCUGUACACCCUAUCGCUGGUGCAGGAGAUGAAAUCCAGACGUCCCAGAAUCAUCGAGACCCUGUUGCUUUCCUAUACUACUCGAUCAUUCUAACAACCAUGACUGUCAUUGUCGCCAUUGUAAUUGGUGUGAUUCAACUGCUGACCCUCGUGCUCAACGUUGCGGAGCCAACUGGUAAAUUCUGGAAUGGAGUGCAGGUGGCUGGAGAAUAUUAUGAUGUUAUUGGCGGUGCGAUCUGCGGAUGUUUCCUCAUUAUAGGUGGGUUGAGCGUACUUGUAUACAAGCCGUGGAGGAGAUGGGUUUCCAAGACACAUCAAAUCGGCGUGGUUGUGGAGCGAGAGCGAUACAGGGAUUAUGUCCCUGGAGUGGACGAUCGCAACAAUGAGGAAGCAGCAAUGUCGAAAGUAGCAGUCAGCAAGGGGUAG
Molecule: messenger RNA, 663 nt
Organism: Aspergillus tanneri
Lineage: Eukaryota; Fungi; Ascomycota; Eurotiomycetes; Eurotiales; Aspergillaceae
Exons: 2
Coding region: 1-663 (220 amino acids)
Biological process (GO): nickel cation transmembrane transport
Cellular component (GO): plasma membrane
Molecular function (GO): nickel cation transmembrane transporter activity
Source: RefSeq, a predicted model, not a curated record